AUGUGGCUUGCAAAGUUUAAUCACGGUGACGGUAUUCGGGAAAUCCUUGUACAACAAGGAUUGAAGGCUGUGCAAAAUAUUGACUGUGAAUUCGAAGAAGUUAUACAAGAACACGAAUCUGGCCCUGCGCACGAGAAUGCGUUCACUCAGUGGAAAGAGCUAGAAAUUUGUCUUUUCAAAGGCAAGGUGAUAGACAAAGAACAACAAACUCUUGUUGAAAAUGAAACAAAGAAAUGGAAGCAAAUCCUGACUAGAUUCUUGAAAAUAAUUAUGCUUCUUGCUAAGCAAAACCUAGCUUUACGAGGCCAGAGAGAAAACAUUCGAGUUGAGAAGGCAAAAGAAAAUAAAGGAAAUUUUCUGGAGCUUGUUCAACUGAUUGGAAAAUUCGACCCAGGGCCACAUGAACGUUUGGUAAAAGUAAAAAUUGAUAAGUUUACAACUUCCCAUCUCUCAUCAAAAAUUCAGAAUGAAUUUGUGAACGUCUUGAGAGAUCAAGUGAGAAAGAAAGUUAUCGAUGGAGUAAAACAGAGUAAAUACUAUUGCAUUAUUUUUGAUAGUACUCCAGACAUUUCUGAUAUUGACCAAACUUUUCAGGUGCUACAUUAUGUUAAAAUAGAUGAAAAGGAAGUAAAAGAAUCAUUUCUUCGUUUUAUUGAGAUGAAAGGCAAAAAUGCUGAGUAA
Molecule: messenger RNA, 681 nt
Organism: Octopus sinensis (East Asian common octopus)
Lineage: Eukaryota; Metazoa; Mollusca; Cephalopoda; Octopoda; Octopodidae
Exons: 2
Coding region: 1-681 (226 amino acids)
Source: RefSeq, a predicted model, not a curated record